AUGAGCAAGCUGUUGAUUCUUGCUGGGUUGGCCCUCCUGCUGCAGCUGGGCACAGCAACCAAAAUUGUCUGUUACUUCACCAGCUGGAGCCAGUAUCACCCGGGGAUUGUGCACUACAUGCCUGAGAAUGUGGAUCUUUGUCUCUCCAUACAAAUUAUCUAUGCCUUUGCUGGCAUGGCCAACAACCAGAUCAAAACCAUUGAGUGGAAUGAUGAGGCCCUCUCUGUUGGCAUCAAUAGCCUCAAGAACUACAACACGGAACAGAAAGCCCUGCUGUCUGUUGGUGGCUGGAAUUUUGGAACCCAGGGAUUCUCUAACAUGGUGACCAUUGCUGAGAACCACCAGACCUUCAUCCAGUCGGCCAUACAGUUUCUGAAGAAGUACAACUUCGAUGGGCUGGACAUUGAUUGGCAGUAUCCUGGCAAUCAUAGCAGCCCAGCAGACACACAACAACUCUUCACUGUACUGUUACAAGAAAUGUAUGAAGCUUUUGAGCAAGAAGCUUUCCAGAGCAACAAGCCCAGGUUGCUGAUUUCUGCUGUUGUGUCGGCUGGCAAAGGUACCACUGAGACUGCCUACCAAAUCCCCGAGAUGUCUAGGUACAUGAACCUCAUCAACCUGAUGACCUAUGACCUAAGGGGUUCCUGGGAAGAUUUCACAGGAGAGGACAGCCCCCUGUUUGCAGGACCCAAUGACCAGGGAGUCUACAAAUACUUUAAUGCCGAAUACGCAAUAAAUUACUGGAAGAACCAAGGUGUCCCUGCUGAGAAGCUGAUGGUGGGCUUUGGUGCUUGUGUCCGCACUCUCACUCUCACAAACCCUGCCCACCAUGGCCUGGAUGAUCCCACCUCUGACCCUGGAACAGCUGGGGCGUAUACUCAGGAGGCUGGAACUCUAACCUACUUUGAGGUCUGCUCAUCCCUGAAAGGAGCCACCAAAGUGUGGAACGCCCCUCAGGAGGUCCCCUAUGCCUACAAGGGGAACCAGUGGAUUAGGUAUGACAAUCCCAAGUGCUUCACCCUCAAGGCUGAGGGGCUGCUGAAGAACAGCUUUAGAGGGGCCAUGGUCUGGGCCAUCAACCUGGAUGACUUCAUGGGCACUUUCUGUGGAAAAGCUGGAAAAUGCGACUCAAAGCAGGCAGUGUGGCUCCAGGUGUCUGUGAUCUUAUCCCGCACUCUGCUGUCCUUUGGGCCCAACUACACCCGGAGACCACUCCUCAUUCCCAGCCCAGGUGCUAGCCUUUCGGAUCUUACACUGAAGGGAGGGAAAAACAGAGUGAAGCAGUGUCUGGUUCCCCCACCGCGGCCCCUGGCCCUCAACGCGCACGGGCCUCAAGAAGCGGUGCGGAGAGGACAGAGCACAGCCCGCAGGUGGCGACAGACCCGUCAGUCCCAGGAGGAGCAGGGCAGGACAGUCCCGGAGCCAUCCGCACCUGCAGCAUCUGCGCAGGACCGUGACGAUGACUGCGGCACAACGGAUGGCCGGGUGGAGGACCGCAGAGCUAAGGUGACUCGAAGGAGGCGCCAAAAUCUCCACUUAGGUGAUGAGGGGAGCGCAGGCCGCGCGCUUGCUGGCCCUCAAGGACCGGAACCGAUAGAGUGGGGCAGGCCCUUGGGGGAAACCCCCAGCCUUGCUUCCGGAAGGAGGACGCACUCUCGGGGCAAUGGACCGUCAAGUGACACUCAGCGCGUUGGAGACGUCGGGGAUCAACGCCUUCUGCAAUUUACAAUUCUCGUAGCUACGCCCUUCACUCGCUGCUAA
Molecule: messenger RNA, 1761 nt
Organism: Trichechus manatus latirostris (Florida manatee)
Lineage: Eukaryota; Metazoa; Chordata; Mammalia; Sirenia; Trichechidae
Product: acidic mammalian chitinase-like
Biological process (GO): carbohydrate metabolic process; chitin catabolic process
Cellular component (GO): extracellular region
Molecular function (GO): chitinase activity; chitin binding
Source: RefSeq, a predicted model, not a curated record